Messenger RNA from Aphidius gifuensis, 1630 nucleotides. Its product is annotated as transmembrane protein 45B-like. Lineage: Eukaryota; Metazoa; Arthropoda; Insecta; Hymenoptera; Braconidae. Bases 269 to 1036 code for a protein of 255 amino acids. The transcript has 2 exons. The record is from RefSeq and is a predicted model, not a curated record.
AAAUGUCAAGUGUCACCCAACAAACAGCCUGAGUAAACAUACUCAAUUUUUUUUUAUUUUUAUUUUAUUUAUUAUUUUCUAUAUUUUUUUAAUAAACUGACUAAUAAAUUAACAAUCAACAAGUUAACUAAGUGUAAACAAGAAAUUACAAAUAUAUUGUGUAAAUUGAGAGUAUUAUGACAGCAAGACUUGACUAAUUCAACUAAAACAAAAAACAACAUCAUAUUUAAUAAUUUUAUUUAAAAAAAUUUUACAACAAGGAUCAACAAUGGAGCAUCAUGAGAGUCUAUUUCCCCACAUUUUAAUUGGUACAAUUUUUUAUUUAUUUGGCUUAAAAUGGUGCAGUGAAUAUGCAAAAUUUUGGAUGUUAUCAUAUAAACGUGAUUAUGAAGAUGAUUCACAAAAAUCAAAGAGUUUAUCACGUACAUGUCAACAGUUAUUUAUGGAUCAUCCAAUUGAAGGAUGUUUAAAAUUAUUAGCAACAGCAAUUGGUUUAAUUGGUACCGUUAUGGGAGAUUUAUCAGAUACUGAAGUUGUAUCACCAAAAGUAAUUCAUGCAACAAUAUAUUUAUUUUUUGCAUUUUCUGGUCUUGUUGAUGUAUUAACAUUUUAUUUUCCAAAAAAUAUACCAAUUGGUCUUGCUAAUCUUGCAUUAGCACAAAGUUUUUUUAUUGAAGGUUUUUUAUUUGUAUGGGCAAGUCCACAAUCAAAUGUUGCUAAUCAAAUAUUUGCUGGUAUUGUAUGGACAACGUCAAUUGGUGUUGCACUUGAAUUAGUAUGGCCAGAAUUAAAAUUACUCAGAGGUUUUACAACAAUUCUUCAAGGUGGAUGGAUAACUCAUAUGGUUAGAGUUAAUCAAAUUAAUAUAUUAACACCUGAAAGAAUUGCAUUGGCAUUUACAUGGCAUAUUGCUGGUGCAUUUGGUGUUACACUAUGUAUUGUUGCAAUAACAAGAUGUUUUAUGCCAAAAAAUGAUCAACCACCAGAAGUACCAGUUUAUGAUUAUUGUCUUGAUCAACCCAGUCAUGUUGUUUAAUUUAAUUUAGUCAUUUUAUUUAUUUUUUUUCUUUUUAAUAUUAAUAAUCAUAAUUUAAGAUUUAAAAAAUUCAAUGACUGAUUCUAAAUCAUGUUGACAUGAUUAAUUAUUUUUAUAAAAAGCAAAAUUUAAGAAAAAAAAAAACCAUGUCAAAACCAGUGCCAAAAAUAUUUUUUAUAACAAAUUUAUAAUACUCAAAAAAAAAAAAAAAAAAAAAUAUUUUUAAAUAGUUUUUUCAGUACUGUGCCUUAUUUGAAUAAAUAAUAAUUUUUUUUAUAUUAUAUUAAUUGUUAUUUAUUUAUAAAAAAACAAAUAAACAAAUUAAGAUUUACAAAAGUACUGAAUAUUGACAAAAGACUGCGCUGUCAAAUGUAUUUUCGUAGAAAACCGAGACGGCGGCGAGAGCCGCGAGACCCAGCCCCAUUUACACAUGAACACGUACAUCAUUGUUAUGUGUCAUACAACAAUUCACAUGUUUCUUUUAUAUUGUCAAUAAAGUGUAUUAAUUAUUGAAAAAAUACGUGAAUAAUUAAAAUUAAUUAUUACAAUAUUAUUAUUUUAAAAUAAUAUUUAAAAAAUUAAACAACAAUAAUG